AUGUCGGCAAGCUCGCAGUCGCCAGAGCAGCGCGAACUUGCCCUCAUUGACAAAGUCGAAUUGCGCAUCGCCCUGGCAGACUCGGACGCCAAGCUAGAGACGAUCCUCAAGACAUAUUUGGCUCCGCUGCUCCUGAAGCUUGCGUCCGAACACAAUAGUGUCCGGCAGAAGGUAGUGUCCGUAUGCCAGCAUGUCAGUACACGGAUCAAGCCUAAAUCGAUCCAACUACCGGUGGCAGCAUUGGUAAAACAGUUUAAGGAGCAACAAGGUUCGCUCGUUCGCUACUUCGACCUUGUAUACAUCCAACAAGGCGUUGAUAGACUUUCCACAGUCCAGCAGAGGGAAGUGUUACCACUCCUUCUGUCUGGCAUUUCUGACAGCGGAAGUCAUGCGCCACAGAUUUUCAAUCUCAUGCUGAGGUUGUUAGAAUCAUUUGAUCUUCCACCACGCGGGAGUAAAGAUGAUGGAGAGCUGCGCAGUAAGUGCGAAGUCACCGACAAUGAUGCGAAUUUUCUGGCUACCUGGCUGGGCAAAUUCAUGUUGUUCGUACCCAAGAAAGGUACAUCGACCAUGUGUCCUGGCCUCAACGCUGAGGACUAUGCGUUUCUCAAUUUACAGGGCAAGGAAGGUCUCUGGCACCCUGCUGAAGGUGGACUCAACUUGUUAAGAACGAAGGUGCUUGUUGCACGGCUGUUGUCGAGCGGACUCUUCCACGACGAAGAGCGCUUCUUUCCAGCAUUGUUCGCGUCCGCAGACGCAGCAUCAAAUUUCAGCGAUGUCGGAGACGACAUGCUGAAACGAGUUCUCCCUGCAAUCAGCUUAGAAGAUGAAGCCACGGUCACACGCUUGUUCGGACUUUUCUUUGGCGAAAAUGGUGCCGUGAGGGUCGCGGCGCCCCUACGCUUGAAAAUUUUGGGUCUGCUGAACAAGUCGGAGCGGAGUACCACGUUCUCGAACUACAUUGUGAAAAUUGUCGAAGAUGGCAUAGCUUUACAUGACAUUGACGGCGAAGAUGUUGUAAUUGCCACUGCCGGCAGGGAAUUGACGAAGCUCCGCUCAGCUAUAUUCCAGUAUGUGAACUUUGUUGCGCGACACGGCUCUGAAGAUACUCUGCACGCCAUAGCACAGAAGGUUAUCUUGAGUCUACGUGAUUUCAUUGAGAAUCAGGGCUGGCCGAAUGUUGGUCCAAACGAGGACCUUGUAUCUCGUGGCUAUGGCUACGAAGUCAUUGGACUGCUUGCCAAAGCUGGACCACGCGCAAUCCUCGUCGAGUCUGAGCAUCCUACAAUGGACUUAUUGCGAUGGCUGCUUGACUCGCUUGCACGGGAUACAUCUGGUAGCUCCAUCAUUGUGAGCAUUGAGGAAGCACUCUCUCACGUUCUCGGCGCCCUCGCACGCAUGCAGCUCAGCUUGGCAGAGCAAAGCGUGUUGGAGGAUUUGCUCAUCGACCAGUUAGAGCAAUCUGAAGAUCUGGGCAGUGGCAACCGUCUGAGAAGCACGAGAUACGUUUCCGUGCGUUUCGCGAACCGCUGUCUCCCGUACCACUCCUCCAAAGCUCGCUGGAUCGACAUACUGGCUCUGGGUGCGACCAGUGACCGUGCGGAGGUGCGUGAAGAAGCCGAGCGCGGACUCAGUCCGUACUGGUAUCGCAUGCUGAACGGAUCCCCUGGCGUGGUUGAUGCGGAGCAUGUCUCCUUUCCAACGUUUGAGGCGAUAAUAGCUCAGUUCUUUCGAGGACAUGUCAUAACCGAGAAGCGUAAGCCUAAGAUGGUCGUACACCAGACGAUGCGGGCAUAUCCGCGCAGCUUCGACCACAUGACCGCUUUCGCCCGACGCAUUUUGUAUCGCGAGGCUGUGGAGCGGCAUGCUUCCUCACCGAGCGUGGAUACCGAGUGGGAGCGAAGGGUGGAUGCAGCGGUGGAAAGCGAUCCAAAGGCGCGGGAUGCUGUGAAAAGCUAUGUACGGGAGUUGUCCAGGAGCUCCUCGAAUGCCGUCGAGAUACUCCUGUUCGCACUUUUCGAAGCAGUCAUGAGUCCUGUCGUCGCGGCGAGUACUCCAGGAACCCUUGUCGACUUCCUCGCCGUCUCACCCAAUGCGCUCACCGAGCAACUUGCACAGGAUUGCGACCUGCUGACAACGAGAUUGCAGGGUGGCACACAUUCGAGGCGGACAGCAGCAGCGCAUGCAUUCGGCAUACUAUGUAGCCAUCCAGCGGUUGAUUCUUCGAAGGCUCGAGGUUUGGUUGAGAACCUGCUCGACGCAAUGAAGGGUUGGGAAACUGCAGUCGGAGCGGCAGUUAAUAGUCUCCAUGGAAAGAUUCUCGCGCUCGGAUUCUACUAUAGCCGUGCUGCUGUUCGUGGUCAGUUUCCUGACAACGACCACCACAUGGACCAAUUUAAGGAGCACUUAGUGAGUAUCCUGAUUGCUUCGAGAGACAAGGCUCUCCAGGAGGCCUCACAGAUCGCACUCGGGCAGCUCUGCAUGUUUGGGGCAUUGUCGCUGGAUAGCCUAAGUGUUUUAAGGAAGCCGAGAUCGAUCGUUGACAAGCUCUACGAAGCAGCCAAAACAGGCAACGAGACAGCGGUUCUGUCGAUGGGUCAAAUGUCUAUGAUCUUCCCGGAAGCGCCUGAAGAAGAAGCGGACGACGAUCUGACAUACCUUACCGAACAACUGCAUAAGCUGCACGAGUUGCGUGAGGCGGAGGCGCACUUCUCUGUCGGCGAAGCCUUUUCAUGCCUCGCGAGCGGCUGGCAGUCCACUGCGCUUACCACGAAGCUUGAUGUCGAAACCGAUGUACCUCAGAGUCCAGCUCGAUUGAAAACACUUGGUCGCGUUAUGGACCGCUUCCUAACUGAUUGCCGAAAUACCAAGCCGUCUUUGAAGAAGGCUGCGGUCAUGUGGCUGCUGUGCCUCGUGCAAUUCUGCGGUCAGCUGCCCGAUGUUCAGAGCCGACUAGCUCAAUGCCAGACAGCGUUCAAGCGUUGCUUAGGCGAUCGCGACGAGCUUAUACAGGAGACUGCCUCACGCGGUUUGGGUUUGAUUUACGAGAAGGGCGAUCGCAAGCUUAAAGACGACCUCGUGCGCGACCUUGUAUCCUCCUUCUCUUCGGACCGGCAGUCGCAGUUGGCCGGCAAUGUUUCGGCGGAGACUCAAUUGUUCGAGCCGGGAGCGCUGCCUACGGGAGAUGGUUCCGUCUCGACCUACAAAGACAUUAUGAGCUUGGCGUCUGAAGUUGGAGACUCCAGUCUUGUGUAUCGAUUCAUGUCCAUGGCUUCAUCGAACGCCAUCUGGUCGAGCCGCGCGGCCUUCGGGAGGUUCGGGCUCAGUAGCGUGCUCUCAGACUCCAGCGUCGACGGCUACCUCGCCAACCACCCCAAGCUGUACCCCAAACUGUACCGCUACCGCUUUGAUCCGAACAGUGGCGUACAACGGUCGAUGAAUGACAUCUGGAACGCCUUAGUCAAAGACCCAACAGCCACUAUAGACAGGUAUUUUGACGAUAUCAUGGAAGACCUGCUCGACAGCAUCCUUGGCAAAGAGUGGCGAGUGAGACAGGCAAGCUGCGCAGCUGUAGGUGAUCUUGUGCAAGGCAGACCGCUUCAGCGCUAUGAGGGAUACCUCGAGCGGAUCUGGACGCAAUGCUUCAGGGUACUGGACGAUAUCAAGGAGUCCGUUCGCGCUGCCGCGGCCUCAUUGGCUAGAGUGCUGACGGGCAUCUUACUGCGAGCCUUGGAAGCCGAUCACUCGUCCACGAAAAAUGCGUCAGCGAUGUUGAAGCAUGUCCUACCAUUCUUACUGUCCUCGUCAGGCAUGGAGUCCAGCGCGAAAGAGGUUCAAGCCUUCUCCGUGCACACUCUGCUCGAGAUCAUCAAGAAAGCGAACGGAGCGACUCUGCGCCCGUUCAUCCCAGAGCUCGUAGAGAGAUUACUUGGCUCGUUAAGUUCACUGGAGCCAGAAGCUGUCAACUAUAUCCAUCUGAACGCGGCAAAGUACAACCUGACCGAGCAGAAAAUCGAUGAUAUGCGGCUCUCCAGUAUCCGUUCGAGCCCGCUCAUGGAAGCAAUCGAGCGCUGCUUGGACUUAUUGGACGAUUCUGCAAUGCAGCAGCUUCAGCCAAAGCUCGAAGGCGCCAUCAAAGGGGCUGUCGGUCUACCUUCCAAGGUUGGGGCGAGCCGAGUUCUCGUAUCACUUAGUACUCGACGCGUCGCUGUCUUCCGCCCAUAUUCCGACAGCUUCCUAAGACUUGUCGAGAAGGUCGUGCUCGAUCGGAAUGAGACGGUCUCCGGCUCUUAUGCGGUGGCCGCCGGCUAUCUUGCACGAGCGGCAACGGAGAAACAAGUCUUGCAUUUAAUAGCGUACACGAAGAAGCUGUACUUCGAAUCUGAAGGCGACCGAGAAUCUACGUUACCUCGGAGGAGCUUGUCCGCCGGCGAGAUCGUUUACGCUGUAUGCAAGCAUGCCACCGACCGAUUCAAUGCUGCUGCGAGCUCCGUAUUACCUUUCGUCUUCCUGGCAAAGCACGAUCCGCAUGAGCAGGUGAAAGAGCAAUUCCAGAACGCCUGGAAUGAGACUGUGGGAGGUUCGCGAACAGUAAUGCUGCUCUACCUGAGAGAAAUCGUUAACCUCAGUAACGCAUAUCUUGAGUCCCCACAAUGGGUACUGAAGCAUACGUCGGCGCGAGCCAUAGCUGACGCCGUGAACAUCACUGCAGCUUUGGAAUCGCACAUGACACAAGAGACUGCCGAGAUGAUCUGGCCUGCACUAGAAAAGGCAUUGGGCGGUAAGACCUGGGAGGGCAAGGAGGUUGUCCUGUCCGCGUUUGAAAAGUUUGUCGAGUCCGCAGGAGCCUUCACUCAGAGCGACUCGGUGGCUCAAGCCAUUGUCAAGGUGCGUGCCACAUAUGUGCGUUCGACUCUGGUAUCCAUCAGCGAGCAUUGUCGAAGCGGCAGCCAUCUUGAUACGGCACGCUGUGAAACGUUACUGAUCGAAACCACUAGAUUGCCUUGCGUGAAGCAAAACGUCAGAACACCACCUACAAGCCGCAUGCUCUGGAAUGCCUAG
Messenger RNA from Baudoinia panamericana UAMH 10762, 5061 nucleotides. RefSeq lists its product as uncharacterized. Lineage: Eukaryota; Fungi; Ascomycota; Dothideomycetes; Mycosphaerellales; Teratosphaeriaceae. The record is from RefSeq and is a predicted model, not a curated record. Bases 1 to 5061 code for a protein of 1686 amino acids. Gene Ontology annotation, cellular component: nucleus; cytoplasm. Gene Ontology annotation, biological process: proteasome assembly. The transcript has 3 exons. Gene Ontology annotation, molecular function: molecular adaptor activity.